GAGAAAAAAAACUGGACGGAACAAAACUAGAAGUUUCAUGCUCCAAUCUGACUAACUUUCUAAUACGAUCUACGUCACAGACUCACAGAGUGAGUCCACGCGUAUGUCUUGCGGCUCGCCUCGAAUGACAGCUCGAUCCCAAACAGUGCGAAGUGAGCGAACUGCGAAAUAGCUCGUGCCGGUAGAUUACAAUUUUUGUCUGUAAAAGAAAAUUUUUUAAUAUGAAUGUAGUAUUAUACCUAAUUCACAUGUUGCUUUUAUGUUGAAUGACUUGUAUAUUACUAAUAAUUCAUAAUCUAAUUACGUUUAAAUUAAUGUGUGUGCCAAGUAUAUAACAAUGAACGAUCAAGAACUGUUUGACCGCCAAAUGUCGAUUGUUUUACAAGAACAAUCAGUCAUUAGCACAGAAAUUAAAUUUAGUAAAGAAGAUCACAUAGAAGAGGCGACCGAAAAUGUUAACUUUAAUUUAAAUGACAAUGAAAAGCAAAUGUUGAUGUCCACAGAAGUGAAUCUCGAUGAAGAGAAGGUUAGAUUCGAUUCGUCAAUACCGGAAUUUUCAAACAAUGAUACGGUCCUCGCAGAUGAAACAAAUAAUGACAAAAUAUCAAAUGAUACACAGGACUCUCUGAUUGAGUCACAAAAUCAACAGAAUGAAAUUUUGACAUACGAUUGGACCACACCAAAACUUAUAUGCAAGGCUAGCAAAGAAUUUGCAUCAACUGACAACUAUGAAAAUUUCACAAAAGGAUGUCAAUGGGCUCCUGAUGGUACCUGUGUUUUAGUUCCAUCAGAAGACUACAGAUUUAGAUUAUUUGAUUUGCCUAAAGAAUUGUAUAAUGGUACAUUACCAGAAAAUUUUGAAAUUUCAGAUUUCAAAUCUAGUCUUAGUAUUAAAGAAGGUGGGACAAUAUAUGAUUUUUGUUGGUUUCCUCAUAUGAGUUCUUGGGAACCUUCUACAUGUUGUUUUCUAAGUACUAGCCAAGGUAGUCCAGUACAUCUUUGGGAUGCCUUUACUGGACAUCUUAGAGCCUCUUAUAGGGCUUACAAUCAAGUUGAUGAAGUUGAGGCUGCUAUUAGCAUUCAAUUCACAAAUAGUGGUAAUCAAAUUUGGACUGGCUUUAAAAAUGCGCUCAGGACAUUUGAUACCAAUAAUCCUGGGCGACAAACAAGUACAAUAUACUUAAAAAAAGAUUUUCCUAACAUGUCUGGAAUGGUUUCAUGUAUAAGAGAAAAUCCAUCAAUGGCUGGGCUCAUUGGUUUUGGUACUUACUCUAAAAAUAUAGGUUUGUACAAAGAUGGGCCUCUUUGUUCUUUCAAAACAAGUAGUGGAGUUACCCAGAUUGAAUUUAGUCCAUGUGGAACUAAACUUUAUUCAGCUGUUAGACGUAGUGGAGAAUUUUUAUGUUGGGAUUUGCGAAAUCCUGGUUCUGUGUUAUAUUCCUUGAAAAAUAGACAAUCAGACACAAAUCAACGAAUACAGUUUUCUUUAUCAUUUAGUGGUAAUGAAAUAGUUUCAGGGGGAACAGAUGGGGCUUUAAAAAUAUGGAAAAUUCCAUAUGACGUUGAAGAAGAAUUAGAAUUAGAUCCAGCUUACAAACUUCAAAUGACUAAAGAUUGUAUUAAUGGAGUACAAUUACACAAAAGUUUACCAUUAGUGGCAGUGGCUACAGGUACUAGAAUUUGUGAUAAAGAACUUGAUAAAUUUCGCGAUAAUGGUUUACGUUUUUAUUGGCUAGAUAGUAGGUAAUAAAAUUGUAACAAAUUAUUUUUAUUGUAAAUUUAUUGUACUUAUAAAAAUAGUUUCAAAACAAGUAUUUCUUACAACUUCUAAUCAUAUAUUUUAUAAAAUAUCGAUUUAUACCAUAAAUUAUGCAAUAUAUCAAAAACUGUAAAAUUAUUAAAAUUUCCAACCUAAUUGUUAAAGAUCAUGACAUCAACUUUUUAGGGUUCUUACAAUUGAUUCAAAUUAUAUCAUAAUAUAAUUCUUGUGGCACCAAUUUUUUUUUUUUUUUUUCAUUGUGACAAA
Trichogramma pretiosum is the source of this 2026-nucleotide messenger RNA. RefSeq names its product telomerase Cajal body protein 1 (gene WDR79). Gene Ontology annotation, molecular function: protein binding. The transcript has 5 exons. The record is from RefSeq and is a predicted model, not a curated record. Bases 338 to 1747 code for a protein of 469 amino acids. NCBI's taxonomy places the organism in Eukaryota, Metazoa, Arthropoda, Insecta, Hymenoptera, Trichogrammatidae.